Messenger RNA from Symbiodinium sp. CCMP2592, 6828 nucleotides. The record is from the annotation of a GenBank genome assembly. NCBI's taxonomy places the organism in Eukaryota, Dinophyceae, Suessiales, Symbiodiniaceae.
AUGGCAGAGAUAUAUGCUGAUGCGGCUGCUGCCGCAGUGGGUGCCGAUGAUAGUGAUGAGGAGCUUGGAGCUCCUGCUGGGGCAUUUGUGCCUCCUGGGAACCCGUUUUCCCCAGCGUCUGCUGCAAGCAGAGCACCGCCGAACGAGGAGCGGUUGAUGCAAGUGUUGGAAAACCUGACAAUUCUUGUUUCCAACAACACUGCAGCGCCUAGGGAGCAGGCGAUCCGAGGGCGCGACCUUGCAAAGGUCCUCAAGGCUCCUGAGCCUUUCCGUCCCAAGGACCGGGAUGCAGAGCUUUCACUGUGGGCUAAUUGGUCUUGGGAGUUGGAACAGUACCUGUCUUGUCUUGAUCGAGCAUUUGGCGUGGAGCUUCAGACAAUCCGUCGUAGGCCUGCCAAUCCGAUUGCACAUGCAUCCUGGACUGAAGCUGAAGCAGACAGGUCCCGACUUCUUUACGGUGUCUUAGCCGGGCUCUUGCAUGACAAAGGCAAGCGAGUCUUGAAAUCCUUGACAGAUGCAAACGGGUUUGAGGCAUAUAGACUCCUCAGCCAAGAUUUAAUGCCGAGUUCGCGCAAUCGCAUUUUGGCGUUGUUGCAAGCAAUACACUCGUGGCCCGCAUUUGACAACCGGACCGGCCUUAUGACCCAACUCACCCGCUUCGAGAGUGCGGUGAAUGAAUAUGAAGGCUUGACUGGCACUAGCAUGUCAGACGACAAUCGUUUGGCCGCCGUUCUCCGAUGUCUGUCCGGACAACUCAGGACCCAGGCCACCGUCUUGAUCACAGAAAGCUCCACGUAUCAGGAUCUUCGGAAUUUGAUUGAGCGCUGGGACACUUCCCAGACAAAGUGGAGCACUUCGAUUGCCAGCACGUUUGGCAUUGCAUCUUCGUCCUCAGGCGGUCCCGCGCCCAUGGAGAUUGAUCGUACUCGCACCUGUCGUUACUGUGAGCGCAAGGGUCACUUGGAGAAGGAUUGCUGGCUUAAGCAAAAGCAUGAGAAAGGCCGUGUCAAUCAGGUUUCUGAGGUGCAGCCGUCAGACAGUGCAAGCCAGGCUGCAGCAUCGAGCACGGCAACCACAGCCGUUCGCCGUGUGCAGGUCUUUGACCUUGGUGACACGUCAAGCUGGUUUGCAGGCGGCCAUGUGCGUGCCGUUAUAGCCGAGCCGGGUUUGAGAGCCAAGGCAAUCCAGUGCCCCACAGGUUGCAUGCCGAGAGGGAUUUCAGAAUUUUCAGAUUUUGAUUUUCUUGAUGCAAUGCGUGCCAGCCACCUUGGCUUGGGAUAUCCAGUUUCAGAUGUCUUGACAAUUUCGGGAGUUGAGCGCUUCGAGUGUUCGGAUGGCUUGAGCGAUUGUCUUGAUAACAUUUUCAACGGGUUUGAGAGCCGAGGCAAUCCAGUCCCCACAGGUCGUUUUGAAUUUUACGAUCAGUGCAGCGUGCCAGAGGGUCCCAUUUUGCUUGAGCAAGAUCAGUGCAGCGUGCCAGAGGGUCCCGGGUCCGAGUGUGACCACAGCUUCGACAUGUCAGCUUGUGAUGCCAAUGCAGGGUCGUGGUGCAUAGCUGCAUCGACCUUUGAUCUUCAGGACGAGUCAGACUGCAGCGGGAUUCCUCAGUUUGUGUGCGCAGUGCAUUCCAUUGACAUGUUGGUGCACGACUCAGAAGCUCAUGAGAUCAUCCUUGACAGUGGAGCAGACAUGAGUUGCCUGCCACUUUGCUAUGCCACGCAUGGCACCAGUCAGGGCGCCGGAGGCUUGGCAUUGAAAGAUGCACAGGGCGAGCCACUUGCUGUGAACGAUUUGAGAGAAGUUGAUUUCGUUUUGCAGAGUGAAGAAGGUGAGCCGAUUGUGUGGCGAGAAGUUUGCGCGAUUGCACCUGUCACUCAGCCUCUCUUGUGCAAGGGCAAGCUGCGUGCUGGGUGGUGGCCACAGCGCAAGCCCACCAUGUGUCUUGAGCAUGACAGUGGCAUCCGAGUGCCGAUGAGCUUCAAGGGCAAUUCGCUAUGCAUCAAAGCUGCCAUUUACCGUGUCGGUGAGCAGUCUGUGAAUCCUGCACUCCAUGUCAGGUUUGUUCAAGCAACGAUUGAUGCAAGCAUGAUUGAUGCACCGUUUGGAUGGCAGAUGUCAGAGCAGGGUGACAUGUUCUUCCGCGGCCGAGGGUCGCACUUCAUCGAUCCUUCCAUCGUUGCCCCUGUUGGGUGGCCAUGCAGAACCACGCUUGUGAAGCCGUGCCGAGACGGCUACGACCACUGGCUCCUGCUUGAACACUGUGUGAGCUGGGGUGAGCUUCAGGAGUUGUCUGCUGUGCUACCGCACGGGGAAUCCGAUGUUGUGUGUGUGCUCACGACUGAUCGAGCACCGCUUGAGGACAUGAUGAUCGUGCCAAGCAGGUCAGUCAAGGACUACAUCAGUUGGAGCGGGCCGCAGCCAGCAGAUCCCAAUGCAGGGGAGCUUGAUGAAUAUGAGCCCAGUGAUGAUGGAAUGGCAGAGGCUUUCGAGCCCGCCGAGGUGAGUGUGUCUCCCUUGCCUGAUGUUGAAGUUGCAGAUGCGCCGAUGCCAGAGCGCAAGAGUGAGCGAGAUGUUCUGGUGUAUGAUGGCGUCGAGUUGUCUUUGGCAUCGACUUUGAAUGUCAUCAGAGCUUCGUGCAAGGCUGCUGGUCUCUCCCAGUCUGGGAGCAAGCAGCGCUGUCUUGACAGGUUGAAGUGUUAUCUUGAGAAGCAGGACAUUGCUCUGAAGAGUGAGGUUGCUCAAGCAGUCGAAGGCGACAGCACACGUGUUGCAAAAGGUCAGGCAAUGAACAAAGAGCCAUCGAAGGCCGAGCGUGAUUUGCACAAUCUCACUCACUGGCCUUUCCAAGGCUGGUGUGAUCACUGCUUGUCCAUGCGCGGGCUUGAGGACCGACACCAGUCGAUCCCCGACAGUCCCGACCGGGACACGCCAAUUGUAAGCUUCGACUUCUGUUACACUUCCGUGACCACAGAUGAUUCAGACCUUCAGCACCACAAGCUCACAAUUUUAGUAGCGCACGAUACAGCGACAGGUUCAGUUUUCGGACUUCCGGUUGCAAGCAAGGGUAAAGAUGAUUUGAAAUUUGCAGCGAUCGAACUGACCAGAUUUGUGCAGUCGCUGGGGCAUAACACGAUUGCCCUCCAGACCGACAAUGAGCCGAGCACUGUCGCGCUGCAAAACUUGAUCAUCGGUGUCCGAACAAGAUUGAACUUCAAAACCGUUGUGCGCAAUGCUGCUGUCGAGUCCCAUGCCUCCAAAGGGUAUGUGGAAAAGACGGUUGAUCUGCUGCGAGGGCUUUCCAAUGUUUUCCUUGACCAGGCCCGUGCCAAGUUCGGUUUAGGCCCUGAUUACCUAGGACCCAGUCACCCCUUGAUGGCAUGGAGUUACGUGCAUGCAGCGUUCAUCCUUAACAGGUUUGCUGUCAGAGGAGGUGCCACCGCUUUUGAGCGAGCAACAGGGUUCAGGUAUUCAGGCAAGCUUGGAAUGUAUGCCGAGCCCGUCUGGGGCUACCGAAAAGGGAAGCACAAAGGCGACCGCCGAUGGCACAGAGCCCUCAUGCUUACUAAGAGUCCAAGCAAUGACAUGUAUGUUUUGUGCAACUCUGCAGGAGUGUGGCUCACCAAGUCAAUCAGGCGAAAUGACAAGCCGUGGGAGUCCGAGCAGAGUCUGGCGAUUGAUGCCAAAGGAUUUCCUUGGGAUUAUCAGCUUGGUUUGCUUGGCACAAAGGUUGUUCCACAGGCUAGGCAUCGCUUGCCCAAGCCAGCUGACAAGGGUGAGCCCGAUGCUCCCCAAGGUGAGGUUCAGGUUGAGGCGUCAAGAAUGCCAGACAUGCCGGCCAUGGCGGGGAUCCCUCCUGCACCUGUGCCAGCUGAGUCAGUGCAACCGCCAAGCGUUGCGGCGGGGACCCCAGCGCCUUCUUCGAGAGCCACGCUUCUUCUUGACCGGUCUGAUCGUGCUCCGACAAGUGUUGUUGAGCCUGCUGCAGCCCCAGCGCCGCUUGAAUCACCAAUGGAAGUUGCUGCUUCUGAUCCGCCGUCUCCUGAAGGCGGAACGCCGGUGAUACCGAUGACAGAUGAUGAUCUUCUCAUCGAUGUUGCAAAGCGGGCGCAAGAUGCUAUCGAUUUGCAGCCCAGUGGGCAGGCAUCCAAGUACCAGCGCAUCGCCAGGGUUGGCGCUGAGGAGCUUCCCAUCAAUGAUGAGGUUCUUGAAUCAGCCCCUGAGUGGGAGGAUGCUGAAAGGUAUCUUGAGGUGUCAGAUGAGGCUGCAGCUGAAUGGGAUGUGACCAACACUGAGGACAGCCAUGCCCUUGACAACGAAGAGUGUCUUUGGUAUGAUUCGAUCCCUGAUUUGUCCGAGCAACAGCAAGAGGAGCUUGAUCGAAUCGCUGAUUCUUUCGAGGUGCAGCGCUUGCUUCGCAAAGGCGUUCUUGAGGAGAUCGGGGAUGAAGUGGACACGUCGGACCACAAGGAAUUGUCUUCGAAGUUCGUGAGGACAUGGCGUAAGAAACUGCACAAAGACAAGAUGAUGUACUUUAGACGGUCCAGGCUGGUAGCUCGCGAGUACCGGUGGCUGGAGCGGGACAGAGAGGAUCUUUAUGCACCAGCAACGUCAGCCAUCACCACCAAGCUUUUGCCGUGGCUGUAUUGCGAGCUCAGCCGGCAAGCCAGAGAGUCUCCUGAUGAGACCGACCGCAUAGGAGUGAUCGCGCUUGAUGUGCGUGACGCUUUUCUUAACGUCCCUCAGGAGCGUCCCAUGCUGGCCAAGAUCCCUGGAUUUGCAAGCCGAAUGCGGUUUCUCAAGAUGCUCCCUGGACAGCGGGACGGGACAGCCCGAUGGCAUCAAUUCAUCAUGAACUACAUCCGCGAGGAGCACAAGCUCACAAGCUGUGCUGAGUGCCCAUCGGUGUAUAAGAUCGUUGAUCCCAAGGGCCGUGUAAACCCCGGGUUGAUACAUGUAGAUGACUUGUGCCUGGUUGGGUUUGUCCAGUGGCUUCUUAAAGAGCUAGUCCCAAGCUUUGAGAAAACCUUUGAAGUGUCCUACGAGGUAGCCUGCAUGCCUGGAGACAGCUUCAAGUUUCUUAAAAGAGAGCACAUAAUUCUUGAUGAUGGGAUCUUGAUAAAGCCACUUGCGGACCAUGCUGUGAAUAUGGCAAACCUUCUUGAUGUGCCGUUGCAUCGAAAGUUCCCUACGCCGUGCACCAAGGAGCUUCUCAUGCCGGAUGCAAGCAAGGAGCUGGACUCUGCUCGAGCAGCCAAGUACCGCAGCGCCGUUGGGAUAGGCAUGUAUGUGUCACAGGAUCGGAGUGACAUUGCUUUCACGGUGAGGGUGUUAGCCCAGAACCUUAAAGCACCGACCGAGCGCGGCUGGCAGUUUGCGCAACGCCUUGCAGGGUAUCUUGUUGGAACGGCCGGCUACGCAAGCAAGGUGCAUGCCAAGGGCGAUCGAGCAAGCAUUCUUGAGCCACCUGAUGCCGAGGAGUGUCUUGAUGGCGUUCGGCUAGAGGUGUUCUGUGAUGCAGACUGGAGCGGCAACAAGCAGACUCGCCGGUCGAUGAGCAGCAGCUCGUUCUUUUUGAACAGCUGCUGCGUCUAUACUUCCUGUAAGAGCCAACGCUGCGUAAGCCUCAGUAGUGCGGAAAGCGAAUUUUACGCCCUGGUAUCCGCGGCGUGCGACGGCAUCUACCUGAAAAGAGUUCUUGAAUACCUGCUUGAACUACCGGUAGAUCUUUUGAUGAGGACUGAUAACAGCUCCUGUCGCCAGAUAUCUUUGAAGCAGGGUGUAUCAAAGAUCAGGCAUCUUGAUGGAAGGUUUCUCUGGAUACAGGAGAAGACAGCCGAUCGCACACUCCGUGUGCAGCCGGUCGAUGGGAGGAGGAACCCAUCGGAUCUGGGAACCAAGGUGCCGUGCUCAGGAUCCCGCCUACGUGCUUUGUUGUGCAUGCAUGACUUUGUGUGCUGUGCGGGUGACUGCAUAGAGGAGGUAGGCCGUGCAGAGCAUGAUGCGUUGUUGGAGCAGUUGCAGCGUGAGCGUGAAACACAGAGGGUUCGCAGACUUGUGUGUAAGACGCUAAAGAGCAACGGGAUGCAGAGCUUCAGCACUGCAAUGAUGGUGAUGAUGCUGUCGCUUGUGCAAGGUGCCGAGAGCAGUGGUACCAGGCGUGAAGUCGGUGUGCAGACCGAUGAUGAUGCACGGUGGGCGCAGUCGCUGGCCGUCUUGGUGAUUUGCACAUGUGCUAUCCUUCUUGCCUUGAAAUCUUUGAGCCUUGGGCGGCUAUGGACCACAGAGGGCAAUGAAGAUGACAUCACCUUGAACGUGAGCAAUGCCAGCACCUCCACCGAAGAAGUUUAUGAGCAGGGAACCGACGGUUGGUGGAAUUGGGUUCCAUUGACUUUCACCUGCAGCCUUUCAGCGUUCUGCCUGGCAAUCAUGAUGUGCCUGCGACGGGUGCGAGCCGCACUGCAUGCCGCUGAGCAGGAGAACGAGCGCUUGAGCAGAUUGAUCGCUGAAAUGAACUACGACCGUAUCGCUUGGGGAGAAUACCACGAGGCGAAAGAUCGAACAAGAGAGAGAACGCUGCCAAUGCCAGAGCCGAAUCGUGCUAUCUUCAUAGAUGGCGAUGCCGCACGCGGUUCCAACGAUGUGAUCCAGCAUGUGCCUGAGUUGCAUGUUUAUUGCACUUUGAGACGAGGCAAGUCGUACCACAAAAGCAGGAAUUGUACUUGUCUGAACAAUGCUGAUGAGAUCGUGAAGCUUGGAAUCGCCACAGCCCGUGAGCGAGGUUACAAGCCGUGCGGAAGUUGCUUUGGUGGCAGCAAGAAACAAAAGUGA